Suillus discolor is the source of this 946-nucleotide messenger RNA. RefSeq lists its product as uncharacterized. Gene Ontology annotation, molecular function: nucleic acid binding. The record is from RefSeq and is a predicted model, not a curated record. The coding region runs from base 315 to 911 and encodes 198 amino acids. The transcript has 4 exons. Lineage: Eukaryota; Fungi; Basidiomycota; Agaricomycetes; Boletales; Suillaceae.
GAGCACACUUGAAACGGUAUUUUGGAAGGACAGAGACUGGUCACAAUCGUAGGAAAUGUAUGAGCGAGGACUACGAUUCGCCAACAGAGAAUGCGGAAAAUGCCGUUGUUUGCAGUUGUGGACGAUUUGCAGGUUGGCAUAUCACCUUGUGGCAAGCAAGGUGAAAAUGUCAUCUGCGGCCGCCGGCGUCCUCAUCAAACUCUUCUAGCCCACUACAGGUCAAGAGAAAGAGAGUUACCGAAUAAUGUGAUGGUUCAAUACUACGCCGGAUACAUUGCGAGAUUUUCUUUGAUGGCGUCGGGGAGAUCACGCGCAUGCCCACCAAAAAAGGAACCAAAGAAGAGAAUAUGGGCUUUGCCUACGUCGACUUUGCUACGCCAGAUGCCAAAGUCAUAGCAAUAACCCAGUCCGAACCAGAGCUUCACGGUCGGAAUUUACUGAUCAAAGAUGGAAAUGAUUUUGUGGGCCGUCCCAUAACUACACCACCGGCGGGAACACAAGAGGACGCCAAGGGUCCCUCUUCAGGCAAAUCAGUGAGCGACCUGACGAAGACUCUGCGUGUACAGAAGCAGCCUCCUGCACAAACAUUAUUCCUUGGAAAUCUUGGUUUUGAUACUACCGUGGACUCGAUUCGUGAACUCUUCGAGGCUCAUAGACACCCACAAAAGUCUGGAAAAGGUGUGAAAGCGAAUGAGGCCGAGGCUAGUGCCGGGGAGGAUGACAAUGUCACAAAAGAUGUUUGGUUACGAAAGGUCCGCAUGGGAACUUUUGAAGACAGUGGUGCAUAUGAAGAAUUUGCCUUCCGACCUUACAUCGCUUUCUCGUUCUUUAUCCGCUGGCAACGCCGUCGGCGUUCCAGAUUCCGGCACUCCUUCCCCGAAAGACAAGCUAUCCUUUCCUCCGUCUUCUAGUUAUAUAUUAGCUCCAUCCACAUCUUCCACCUCGU